ACACACUUGUCUGAUCAGCAGCUACUUAAACUCAGCUGUUGUGGUUGCAAGUCUCUUUUAAUCGCUCUGAGUUGCUCUUUAUGUCCAAGUUCUCAAAAAGGAUUGACUAUGGCAGCAAAAGCCGCUGUUAAUGGGCCUCUGCCCAAUCACCCAGGACCAAAUGAAGAGAACCUGCAGUCUCGUGCAAACUGUGAUGUUACAAGCUCUGUACAGCAUAAUCCAGGCACAAGCCAGAACCCAGGAUCUUCAUCUCGUCACCAGCCUCCUUGUUAUGACCGACCUGUCUUCAACGUUCAUGCUCCACCCCCGCCCCCUUUUCUCCAAUACCAGUGGCCCAUGCCAUUCUUCUAUAACCCAUUUGCUGGCUUCCCAAGCGUGGGCUAUGGUAUGGUCAUGCCCCCUUUCCCUCCACCCCCCUACAUCGAAGCUCCAGCAUACAUUCUACCCAACCCUCACAUCCUACCAGUGGAUUACAGACGCAUGCUCCAACCACAGGUUCACGCACCUGCAGCGCCAUCCCAGAAUCCAAACCAGGCCCACAGGAUGCGCCUGCCUCGUUCUUUCCCUGUAACAGAAACCGUGAAUUCUGGAGUCCAAACUGAACCCACACAGAGACUGGUUAUAAUGGGAGAUAAUGGCUAUAAUGAGGGAUGCCCACUUAACUCAGAUUCUGGGCAGGGAACUGCCUCAGAUACUCCAUCCUCAAGCUGCAGCUCCCAAAGGCGAGCCUCAACUGAGGGUGAGAAAGAUCCAUUACCCCACAAUAAUGCAAAAUAUGCCCAGGUUAGCUGGCCCUGUGCAAAUAUUAAAGUUACACAUGGCUUUAAAAUCCUACAUCCUAAAGGGAUAAAUGCUGUUCAGUCAACUGUAAGUGCAACCCAAGAAAACCAAAAUGAGCAUAAAGACAAUAUAGGUCAGGAGCCACCUCUUAUCCACUAUUGGAGAAAUGGACACUGCAAUAUGUCAACAGUGAGUUCUCCAGAAAGUGGGGCUCCUUUCUGCAGCUCUCCUCAAAAAGAGGAUGAGGUCGUCAAAGAGAGAUGCAUCUCUGUUCCUGACAUCCUAAAGAGUUGGGGAAGUGGCAAACCACAGAGGGCUGCACUGCUGAAUUCACUCAAUGCAUCACAUAAGCUUUCUGGAGAUGAGCAAGAAAAAGGCAAUGAGAUGAAUCUGCAAGAAGACCCAGAGAUCAUUCCUUAUCAAAUUGCUUUAAAUAACUGUCAAAUGAAUGAGUCAGUUUGGUCUGUGGAAUCACUAGCCCCCUAUAUACCCACUAAGGAGUGGCUGCUGAAGAAUGGCAUGUUUGAGCCCGAGGUAUUUGACAUGGCAGUGGAAAUGGAAAAUGUUCAGAUGUCGAUUGAAAUCGACAACCUUGUUGAAGGUAAGGAAAGGAGGAGAGCUCGUAGGUUUUCUUCUUCUGAUUCUCAAGUACUACACAGCUCACUCAUUUUCAGGACCCCAGCUGAGAAGUUAAGUCCUCCAAAGAAGCCAGAAAUGGAGACUGAAACCGAUGUGUCUGAAAAGAAGGGACCGGAGCAGGACAAGAUGAUGGCUUCCACAGAAAAAUCCCAAAGAAAAGACCUAUUGGCUUCUCCUCUUCCCUUGAGUAAAAAUUUAUCUCCCCUCACUGAGGAGGAUUUUGAUGAAAAUGGGUCUUCUGAACCCAAGGCUAAUCAAGGCCCAAACCAGGAAACCAUUACCAUAAAUGACAUUUUCCAAAAAAGAACAGACACAGAGGUGGAGGAGGGAGCAGUUGACAAUGAGGUGCGAAAAGAGGAACUCUAUGUUCCAGUGGCUGACCAGAUGAUGCCUGAAUUAUCACCAUCAAAGGGACAUUUAGUUGACUGUGGUGUCCAGUGCUCAGAGUUCAAGUGUCCGUGUGGGGAGGUGAAGGAUUGCAUGGAACAAAACAAAAGGCAUCCUUCUAAAUGUCCAGAUAUGAAGAAGGCAAACACGCAGAAACAUUUGAAGAGGAAUGGUUUCUGGAGGAAUAAAGCUCAAGACAAAAAUGGCAGCCAGCAGGAAGUCUACUGCGGACAAGCUGGUAAACUUGUGAAAUCAAAAGGAGGAAAUGGAAAGAACCUGAGAAGCUGAACAGACUCCACUCUAUCCUUGGUUUUAAAUCUAAUUAAAAUUAAAUUUCUAUUUUUCAAUAAAUUUUCUGUAUAAUAUCAAAA
Mugil cephalus (flathead mullet) is the source of this 2177-nucleotide messenger RNA. RefSeq lists its product as uncharacterized. NCBI's taxonomy places the organism in Eukaryota, Metazoa, Chordata, Actinopteri, Mugiliformes, Mugilidae. Bases 109 to 2094 code for a protein of 661 amino acids. The record is from RefSeq and is a predicted model, not a curated record. The transcript has 6 exons.